Synchiropus splendidus (mandarinfish) is the source of this 2984-nucleotide messenger RNA. It is a transcript of the gene meltf, whose product is annotated as melanotransferrin. Lineage: Eukaryota; Metazoa; Chordata; Actinopteri; Syngnathiformes; Callionymidae. The record is from RefSeq and is a predicted model, not a curated record. The transcript has 16 exons. Gene Ontology annotation, cellular component: recycling endosome; early endosome; plasma membrane. The coding region runs from base 433 to 2571 and encodes 712 amino acids. Gene Ontology annotation, biological process: iron ion transport.
ACUUGGUCUCCACAGUGGAAAGUUAUCAGUCUGCUGACACUUCACGUGAUCCUUGUCAUGUCAUUAACCUUAAUAACAUUCCUCGCAGAUAUUUAAGUUAAACUUUUACUUUUGUGGACGGCACCAUCCAGUAAACCUGGGUGUUCACCAGUCUCUGCUCCUGGUCAGUGAAAAACACCCGAGCGUGGGGCAGCAGAGGAGGGCUGUGACCAUCAAAGAGGCUUCUGUUGAGCUUUGGCCUUCUGCCAGUCAGACGUGUCACAGGUCCCACCAAGUUUCCUUCCUGGAAGCUGAAAAGGCACUAAAGAUCUGGACAUUACCAGGGACCUUUGAAUCCUGCUGAUAAGAGUUGGACUUUGGAGUUCGGCGUGGUCACUUAUAGAAGAAACGGGGGAAGACGUGACACAGAGCGAGAGGAAGAGAGAAGAAACCAUGUGGAGGACAGCUGCUGCUCUCCUGCUCCUGCUGCAGACGGUGUGCAGCCAGAGCUCCAUCCGCUGGUGCACCAUCUCUGAGUCUGAGGACAGGAAGUGCAGCGCCAUGUCGGACGCCUUCUCCCGCGCAGCCAUCCGUCCCUCGCUCAUCUGCGUCAGUGGGAAGACGGUGGAAGGCUGCGCCCAGAAACUGCAGCAAAACCAAGCGGACGCCUUCUCCACGUUCUCCACCGAGAUCUACACGCUGGGGAAAACGUAUUCCUUCCAGAUCGCUGCUGCGGAGUCCAAGAACGACGGUAGCGGCGCCUCGUACUACGCCGUGGCCGUGGUGAAGAAAGCCAACGGGGCCAUCAACAUCAACACUCUGGCCGGGAAGAGAAGCUGCCACACCGGGAAGGGCCGGACCGCCGGCUGGAACAUGCCCAUCGGAUACUUCAUCGAUCAGGGAUACAUGUCCGUGAUGGGCUGUGACAUCCCUCUGGGUGUGUCCCAGUUCUUCAGUGCGAGCUGUAUCCCAGGAGCCAAUGAGCCCAGUGACCCCAAGUCUCUGUGCCAACUCUGCGUCGGAGAUAACAACGGACAGGGCAAAUGUGAGAAGAGCGACAGGGAGAGAUAUUUCAGCUACGGUGGAGCACUGAGGUGUUUGGCUGAGGGUGCAGGAGAUGUGGCCUUCAUCAAGCACACGACCGUCUCGGACUACGCCAACGCGACACUGACUCCUGCAGACUACCAGCUGCUGUGUCGGGACGGAACCAGAGCUCCAGUCGAACAGUGGAGAAGCUGCCACCUGGUCCGGGUUCCAUUUAGGGCAGUUGUCGUCAGAGAAGGCAUCACUCCCUCGGUGGUGUACAACAUGCUGGACGAGGGGCUGCAGAAAUCUGGCUUCAGUGUGUUUUCAUCCUCCAACUAUGGAGGAGGGACAGUGCUUUUCUCUGAAAUGUCCACCACUUUUCUGGAGCCGACUUCAAAUGACCCCAUCAAGUGGAUGGGCACUCACUACUACAACGCCUUGUCGGCCAUGGACUGCAAACCUGCAGCGAGUCCUCUGCGUUGGUGCGUGUUGUCCAGUGGUGAGCAGAGGAAGUGUGUGGAUAUGGCGGCUGCCUUCCUGAGGAAAAAUCUGUCUCCAACCAUCAGUUGCCUCCACGGGGACUCGGUGGCCGACUGCCUCCAGAAGAUCAAGGACAAGGAGGCGGACGCCAUCACUCUGGACGGGGGUGAUAUUUACAAGGCGGGGAAAGAAUUCGGGCUGGUUCCCGCCUCUGGAGAGAGCUACACAGUGGACGAGGACGGGUCCAUGUACUACGCUGUCGCCGUGGUGAAGAAAAGCAACAGUGACAUUUAUUCUCUCGAGGACCUUCGUGGCCGCAAAUCCUGUCACACAGGAUACGGCCGCACCGCCGGAUGGAACAUGCCCCUGGCCUUGCUGAUGGAAAAAGGCCUGAUCAGCCCGAAAAAUUGUCAGAUGGCUCAAGCCGUGAGUGAGUUCUUCGGAGGGAGCUGUGUUCCCGGGGCCGACCAGAAGGGCUUUCCUGCCAAGCUGUGCAGCCUGUGUGUGGGGGACGACUCGGGCCAGAACAAAUGCCAGAGAGGCCUGGACCGCUAUGACGGAUACAGCGGUGCAUUCAGGUGUCUGGCUGUUGGAGAGGGAGAAGUGGCUUUCGUGAAACAUUCCACUGUCCCGGAUUACACCGACGGGAACUCUGCCGACGCCUGGGCUGCUGGCCUGAGCUCCAAAGACUACCAGCUUCUUUGCCCGAAGGGAACCAGAGCAGAAAUCAAAGAUUACAGAAACUGCAAUUUCGGCCGAGUCCCUUCGCACGCGGUCAUGGUGCGAGCCGACACCAACAUCCAUGCCGUGUACGGACUGCUGGACCAGGCUCAGAAAUCCUUCGGCAAAGAUGACGGGACGGAGUUCAAGAUGUUCGACUCGCAGGCGUAUCAGGGAUCGGAUCUCAUCUUCAAGGAUUCCACCGACCGUCUGGUGGGAGUCGGCGAGAAAAAGACCUACCAGCAGUGGCUGGGCCAGGUCUACCUGGACUCCCUGGUCAACAUGGAGUGCAACUCCUCAAACAGGGCGUUUUCCUCGGUGGCGCUGCUUCUGUCGGCACUGCUCGCCUGUUUCAUCUGCUUCUGAAGACGCCACACAUCAAGCACGACCGGCUCGUCGCUUCUUCUUCUCCUCUUCACAUCAACAUUUUCCCGACCAAUCAGAUCACACCUCACUUUGAAUGUAUCUGACACCUGGAGCGCUGCGUCCGCCGUGUUUACAGAAGGUGACCAGCCAUAUCAGUGCGUAUGCUGCCACCUGUUACAUUGUUCUAGCGGGCGGAGCCUCCGUGUGUCACGUAGCCUCAGUCGAUUCAGCGCUCUCUUCCUGUCCUGAUUCUUCAAUGUGUAUUUUCUUAUUUUCAGAGAUGUAUUUUUAUAUGAAGUUCAGGUGCCAUAUCAGUGUAUAUGCACUGACUCAUGCGGCCAGAAACAAAUGUUCUCUUCCUCAAAACGGAGAUUCUAUUUCAGUAUGGAAUGACACAGUGACUAAUAUUUAGU